UUUAGAAUAGAAUCCAACAGGUGGCCAUGGGGCAAGAGCAACGGCUUUUAGUCGUCCUUAUUUUGGGAUUGGAAUACUUCUUAUAUGAUAACCAUGGUCACCAAAGUUAUUUACAUUAAAACACCGAAGGUCAUUGUAUAUUCUUCGGUGACUUCUGUCAAGACUGCUGUGACGUAUAGAGGGUUGACAGCAAGAGGACAGCUUACUUUGUGGUAAAUAAGAUCUUGUACUUUCUCUCGAGUGACCAAAUUUUCGGUGACUUCCCGCAACGCGAUGUGGAAUACAAGCGGUGACAACCACAGCCAGCAAACGGCCAACCAUGCUGUUGGCAUUUUGAACGCAGCCAAUCCAUACAUCAUGAAUUUCUUGAUGUUUUUGAUGAUGUUUGGAAUGGGAUGCGGCGUGGUGUUGGAAGAUCUGAAAAAACACAUUAAAAAACCGGUCAGCCCAGCUAUUGGCGCCGUCUGUCAGUUUGUCCUGAUGCCGUUGACAGCGUUUUGGCUUGCCCACGCACUUCAGCUUGAACCGUACCAGUCACUGGGUCUUCUUAUCAUUGCGGCUGCACCUGGCGGGACAUUUUCUAAUAUUUUCACCUACUGGGUUGGCGGCGACGUUUCUCUAAGUGUAUUUAUUACAACAGUUUCAACGACUUUGGCGUUUGGUACCAUGCCGCUAAAUCUGUUUAUAUACAGUCGGUUCUGGGAGCAAAAAAUAACUGCAAUACCUUACGUGAACAUUACUAUCUCAUUAGUAUUAAUAUUGAUCCCUGCAGCUCUAGGAAUGGUCAUCAGAUACAAGAAGGAAAAGUUAGCCAAAAAUCUGGUAAAGGCAGGUACUGUACCCGCGCUCCUAGCUAUUGUAUUUAGCAUCGCCUUGAACAUAUUCCUCUACUCUGAUAUAUUCGCAUCGGUUUGGGAGGUGUGGCUAGCGUGCAUCUUGUUGUGCAAUAUCGGCGUGGCCCAGGGGUUCUUUGUGGCCUUCGUUUGCCGCCGGACGCAGAGCGAACGGAAAACAAUUGCGCUGGAGAUGGGGUUCCAGAAUGUGCCCCUGUGCAUCAGUCUCUCCGCGACGGCAUUCCAUGACCCCACGGAGAGAGCUACGACGGUCAACGUGUCACUCCUGUACGGUCUGGUGCUGGUUGUAGAGCUCUUGGUUGUGGUUGCGAUCUACAGAUUAUGGAAAUGUGUUCGUCCUGACGCAAUUGUCGAUGAAAAGGUGACUGGAAGUUUACGGUGGAAAAAUGAUACCGUCACCGACACACCUGUGACUUCGGAUAGAGGGACAGUGAAUGAAGCAUAUGAAGAAUGAGAAACCAAGAAAAUCUGAUUUUCGGAGCAUGAUUCAGAGGUUGUUCCAAACUACACUACAGACAUGCAAAUGUUUUCUAGCUGCCGAUGACUUGCGUUUCAAUGUCUUAAUGUGUACUUUGUAUUUUGUAUCAUAAACGUUUUAACUGAGUGAAAGACGAGGAACCUCCUCAAGUGUACUUCCAAGGUGUCUAGAAAUGGACAUCCACGGGUGAAAGGAAUAGUAGUCGCGUAGAAAGCUCCUACAGAGAGCAUGCCCGUUGUGCCUGAAAAGUAACGGAGCUGGGGCCACAAACAAUUUACUAUAAUUCAAAACGACCAACUCCGCGGAGUUGGAUCGACCUACUUAGACCGAUGGUGUCUAUGGGAAUGGGGCCUUGGACUCAAAAGGGCUAAUUUGGGUAGAGAAACCAUGUAGUUUGUUGUUUGGAAUUUUAAAUGAACUGCUUGUGACACCAGUGCCAUUACUUUCCAUACACACCCUCUGCAUUCCUGUAAAUAACUGCCCUACCCUAUUUCAAAUUACCAGGUUUAUUUACAUAGAUUGGACAUUUUUAGUGUCUGUUUUUUUUUUCUUUAUUGACAACGCACAGAAACAAAUGAUUCAGGGCCUUGAAGCUAUUAUUAAACUGGUAGCUAAUUCAUAUUGUUAGAAGAUGGUUGGUAGUCAACUGCAGCGUCACCACGGGCUAGUCGCCUAGUAGUGACAUUAGACAGGCUAAUUGAGCAAUGAAAGUAUUUCAAAUCCCUCAUGAAAAAUCCUUCUCCUUGCCUCUUGUUCA
Lingula anatina is the source of this 2089-nucleotide messenger RNA. Its product is annotated as ileal sodium/bile acid cotransporter. Gene Ontology annotation, biological process: bile acid and bile salt transport. Gene Ontology annotation, cellular component: membrane. Gene Ontology annotation, molecular function: bile acid:sodium symporter activity. The record is from RefSeq and is a predicted model, not a curated record. Lineage: Eukaryota; Metazoa; Brachiopoda; Lingulata; Lingulida; Lingulidae.